Messenger RNA from Dendrobium catenatum, 2398 nucleotides. RefSeq names its product ERAD-associated E3 ubiquitin-protein ligase component HRD3. Gene Ontology annotation, molecular function: protein binding. The transcript has 6 exons. The coding region runs from base 176 to 2200 and encodes 674 amino acids. NCBI's taxonomy places the organism in Eukaryota, Viridiplantae, Streptophyta, Magnoliopsida, Asparagales, Orchidaceae. The record is from RefSeq and is a predicted model, not a curated record.
UGAAAAUAGUUGAAGAGAUGGAAAGAACGCAAAGAAGUCCAGUCAGGAGGGCCGAUGGUCCAAUUGAUAAAGCAAGAAGGGCGGGGUAGCGCGCGGAACAUGUCUGGGAUUCCUUCAAUAGAACUGAGACCCUGCGCCCAGUAGUUAGUUCAAUACAACUGAAGAAUCGUUCGGGAUGCUUCGCCGGCAAUCUCUCCACGCCGCUGUCUUACUCCUCCUCUGCCUCCUCCCCAUCUGCCACUGCCUUCGCCCUUUCCUGCUUGUCAUAACUAACGAAGAUUUCCAGGAUUCAGCCGCCUUAUCCAACGCGGGCGAAUCAGCGGACGCCGCCACUGACGACUCCGCGGACUGGGAGGAAUUCGGCGAUCCGGAAUCUAUCUCCGAGGAUGAUCACGACCCUGGAUCCUGGCGCCCCAUCUUUGAGCCAUCCUCCGCUUUCCCCUCUAAUUCCUCCGAUGACGCACAUUAUUCCCUCUAUUUCUCAGGCGUACGUGACAUGAUCUACGCCGCCUCAUCUGGGGAACCCUCUGCUAUGGACGCUGCUGCCUCUCAGAUUGAGGCCUCCGCCUCCGCCGGCUUCCCUCACGCACAAUCUACCAUCGCCUUCCUGUAUGGCACCGGUCUCCUCCGCCGCCAUAGCCGCGCCAAGUCAUUCCUCUACCACAGCUUCGCUGCUGAGGGUGGCAAUAUGCAGUCUAAGAUGGUCCUCGCUUAUACAUAUUAUCGUCAGGAUAUGUUUGAUAAAGCGGUUAAGCUCUACGCAGAGCUGGCGGAAGCUGCGGUGGCGAGCUUUCUUAUUUCGAAGGAUCCGCCAGUUAUCGAGCCUGUUCGGAUCCACAGUGGAACGGAGGAGAACAAGGAGGCGUUGAGGAAGUCUCGAGGAGAGGACGAUGAAGAUUUCCAGAUUACAGAGUACCAGGCGCAGAAGGGGAAUGCUGCUGCUAUGUAUCGGAUUGGACUGUUUUACUACUAUGGCCUAAGAGGGGUAAGGAGAGACCAUAACAAGGCAUUAUACUGGUUUUCAAAGGCUGUGGAGAAGGGGGAGCCAAGGGCGAUGGAACUACUUGGGGAGAUUUAUGCUAGAGGGGCUGGUGUGGAGAGGAACUAUUCCAAGGCUCUGGAGUGGCUGACGCUUGCUUCAAAGCAACAACACUACUCUGCUUACAAUGGGUUGGGAUAUCUUUAUGUCAAAGGUUAUGGAGUUGACAAGAAGAAUUUAACCAAGGCAAGAGAGUAUUUUGAGAAGGCUGCUGAAAACAAAGAGCCUGGGGGUCAUUAUAACCUUGGCGUGUUGUAUCUCAAAGGCAUUGGCAUGAAAAAGGAUGUUACACUAGCCUGCAAGUAUUUCCUCACAGCAGCUAAUGCUGGUCAGCCAAAGGCUCUUUAUCAAGUGGCAAAGUUGUUUCAAAAAGGCAUAGGUCUUAAGAAGAACCUUCUCAUGGCUACAUAUUUGUUCAAAAUGGUAGCAGAGAGGGGGCCUUGGAGUUCUCUGUCAAGGUGGGCUCUAGAAUCUUACUUGAAAGGAGAUGUAGGAAAGGCCCUCCUAUUAUACUCUAGAAUGGCUGAGCUCGGGUAUGAGGUGGCGCAGAGCAACGCAGCAUGGAUCCUUGAUAGAUAUGGCGAGCACAGUAUGUGCUUGGGAGAAUCUGGCUUUUGCACAGACUCAGAAAGGCACCUUCGGGCACAUUCUUUGUGGUGGCAGGCAUCAGAGCAGGGUAAUGAACAUGCUGCUUUGCUGAUUGGGGAUGCUUACUAUUAUGGAAGGGGUACUGAGAAAGAUUUUGAACGUGCUGCUGAAGCUUAUAUGCAUGCCCAAUCACAGUCUAAUGCUCAAGCAAUGUUUAACCUUGGAUAUAUGCAUGAGCAUGGUGAGGGACUUCCGCUUGAUCUACAUCUGGCAAAGAGAUACUACGAUCAGGCCGUACAAAAUGAUCCAGCAGCCAAUUUUCCUGUCAAACUGGCACUUUCGAGCUUGUGGAUCAGGAAAAAUUAUCCUGAUAGCUUUCUGAUUCAGGUGAUUGAUUCACUGCCUAAUGUUUUUCCAAGAAUAGAGGUUUGGGUGGAAGAGGUUCUCCUUGAUGAAGGAAACGCGACCAUACUGACCCUCUUUGUAUGCCUCCUUACUGUUCUCUAUCUCCGUGAACGCCAGCGACGAAACGUAGUGGCUCCUCCUCAGCAACCAGACGAUGCACCCAACUAGUCUUUGGGAAAUGGGCAUUUAUUGUACGUAAGUCGUAGCUUCUUCUCUUGUUUUGCAGAUAUAAUUAUUUUAAUACUGAGAAAAUUGUGAAUUUAUCAAUAUUUUGAUAGUUAAAUAGCUAGAUAAUGAAGAGCCUUAGAUCAAUUGUAAUAAAAAUCAUAGAAUGCAAAUAAGGUAGUUAAAGCCAUUGAGCAGAGU